This is a messenger RNA of Guillardia theta CCMP2712, 814 nucleotides long. RefSeq lists its product as hypothetical. Lineage: Eukaryota; Cryptophyceae; Pyrenomonadales; Geminigeraceae. Gene Ontology annotation, cellular component: cytosol. The coding region runs from base 32 to 757 and encodes 241 amino acids. The transcript has a single exon. Gene Ontology annotation, molecular function: ribosomal small subunit binding. The record is from RefSeq and is a predicted model, not a curated record. Gene Ontology annotation, biological process: ribosome biogenesis; rRNA processing.
CAGUUACGCGUCGUUGCCUCUUCCUGCCAUCAUGAGACCUGCUAGCGUCUUGACUCUGCUUCUCGGUUUCCUGGCAACAGCCACCUCGUUUACUCUUCCCGGCUUUACGCCAUUACAGUAUAGCAAGCCCUUUCCUUCAUGCUUGACUGACAGACAGACGGUGAGGCCAGAUAGACCAGCAUUGUCCGCCUUGAGCAUGGUGUUCCGAAGAAAGCCAGCAGGAAGAGGACAAGGCUAUGCUGAUGACAAACGAUCGGGUCGUUUGGGCAAGAUUGUUCUUACCGAGCUCGUUCAGAUCCUGCGCAACCCUUUCUGCAUCAAGGUGGCAGGAGGUGAUGUUGACCUUGACAUCGUGUCCAUGGUCUCGGUGGUGGAAGUUGAGAUGAUGGGCGACAACACGAUAGCAAAGGUGUUGGUGUCUACGAUGGGAACGGAUGCGGAGAAGAGGCAGGCGGUUAAGUGGCUGAAUCAGAACAGCAAGGCGUUGAGGUUCUCACUCGCUCAGAGGAUGAAGCACCACAAGAAAGUUCCCGAGCUCCGCUUCACUGCUGCAGCUCUCCCUGAGGCGAUGUCGGUGAUGUCGUUGCUCGAUCAGAUCCGCGAGGAGCGCGAGGCGAAGGAGGCGAUGAGCAACCAGAUGACUGCAGAGGAUGAGGCAGUGAUGGAGGUCUCAAAGGGGAUGGAACGAGAGCUGCAGGGCAUGGAGUCCGAGGAUGACAAGGCGCUGUUCGCUGGUAGCCACUCUGUGUCGAACUGAAGGCAAGCCCUAAUUUGUAGCUUAAAUCUUGUAGAUAUGAGUAAAUUGAGUGGAAUG